AUGAAAUUGAUGGUGGGCGAUGGCGAGCUAGGGUUUGGCGAUUGGAAGGGAUGGGAGGAGAUUUGUGGGAGGAUUUUGUCUCGGCAAUCGGCAUCACAGCGCAGUAGAAGCGACAUGACUUAUAGCUCUGGUGAAGAGGGCCCUGCCAUUGUGCAAUUGCAAAAAUGGGAAUCUUCUCAAUUGCAAGCAAACCUGUCAGAGUUCUGUGAAGCUUUCCUUUCCCCAACCAGGGAACUUAUAGUAUUGCUUUCAUAUCACCAUGAAGGGUUACUUCUUCCUCUAGUCAAAGGUGAAGCUGUAAGUAGUAUUGUAAGCUAUCCCAUGCUUUCUGAUAUAAAUUCACUUGCUUGGGGUAUAUGUGAAGAUUCAAAUAGUCAACAUGAGGGGGGUUUAUUUAGAGAACUUCUCUUUGUGGUUGGAGAUCAUGGGUUGACUGCUCAUGCAUUUUGUCAAUCCAUUGAGUGCAGUGAAUCCCUUGAGCCUAUGCCAGAUGUAAAUAGUGGAGAAUGGGUUGAAUGGGGCCCAUCUAAUGAUGCAAUGCAUAUAAAUAAACCGGAAAAUGAUGAUGAACAAAGGAGAUGGUUGAGAACUUUCCUUACUAAAGCCAAAACAGUCAAAUCCGAAGGCAAGCUUUGUAGUAGAUUCCCAGAUAAGUCUCAAUUCCCAUCUUCCACUACAGUUGUUUCCUUCAACAUUUUUGAGAACGAUUCUACACUUCUGAGAGACCUAUUUCAUGGAGAUGAUUUGAACAACAUUUCAUACGAAUGCUGUAGCGUGUUUGUUAAUAAUUCACAUGACCUGAUUGGGUUUUCCUUAAUCUUUUCUCCUGUGAACACCAAUGAUGAAUCUGAAAGGAAACAAAGAAAAAAAGUAGUUGUUGUUGGUAGGAUAGUCAGCUGGGGCAUACAGUGGGUUUGCUCAGUGAAGCUUGAUGAGGAUGUAUAUAAAGUUCCUGUGGAUCAAUGGGUGGACUUCAAAUUUUCUGAUAGAUAUCUUAUAUGCCUUAAUUCUGCUGGUGUAAUAUUCUUUUUUGGUGAUAUAACUGGUGAAUACAUAGGAUCUGUCAAUCUGCUAGAGAUAUAUAAUGGAGGUGAAAGUGAAAGUAGGUCUUGUACAGUAUCUACUGGUCAAAGUCAAACUAGUAGUAAUUUUAUUGGUCAAACCGUGUUUAGGACUCUUCUUGUUGCUUCACAUACAUCACUGAUGGCUGCAGUUGAUGAGCAUGGUAUUGUUUAUGUAGUUCGUGGUAGUGACCAUAUUCCAGGCAUAAAUAACUCAGUUGAGAAGUCUCUUCCACAGUUCCAACAAUUAAGGCACCAGACUUUGGUUGGGUGGGAGGUUGGUGGUGCUGAUAUCAGCCACCAGAGAAGCUUUUCCAAGGACAAAAUGGGAAGUAAAGAGUUAUUACCUACUUUGAGAAGUGUAUUUCUUCCAACAGAUAAAUAUAGAAAAGAUGAUAUUAUAUGUCUUUCCCCAUUUGGAAUCACCAGGCUUAGUAAAAAAUAUAGUACAGUUGUCCAUUUCAACUACCAUGUAGACUCGGCUAUGAUUAUGAAUGAUGGUGGUCAGGAAGAGGAAGUCACUGUAGGAGAUGCAGUUGGAUGUGUGUUUCAUGGAUGUUUUUAUCUGGUCACAUCGGAGGGUAUUUCUGUAAUUCUACCCUCUAUUUCAUUGGAAUUAGCUUCUGGUUGUAUUCCUGUUGAAGCUAUUGGAUACCGACAGAAUAAUAUCUGCUCUAUGGAUCAAACUGUAAACCUAAUUGAAAUAAAAGGAUUGAAGCAGCCAUGGCCAACUUGGAAAAUUGAGGUUUUAGAUAGAGUUCUUUUGUAUGAAGGAUAUGAAGAAGCAGAUCAUUUAUGCUUGGAAAACGGUUGGGACCUGAAGGUUCCCCGGAUUCGUCGGUUGCAACUGGCACUGGAUUACUUGAACUUUCAGGAGAUUGAGAUUUCGUUAGAGAUGCUUGCUGGUGUUAAUUUGGCAGAAGAAGGGGUCCUGAGAUUGGUCUUUGCUGCUGUUUAUUUGUCAUUGAAUAAAGGUGGAAAUGAUAAUGAUGUAUCAUCUGCAUCAAGGCUUCUUUCAUUGGGCACCCAUUUCUCUACAAAAAUGAUACGUAGAUAUGGAUCAUUGCAACAUAUUGAAAAUGGAAAUGGAUCAUUUACAGACAUGGAAAGUUCUCUUCCUUUGCUUUUAGCAGAUAAAGAACAUAAUGAAACUGAAAAUUCAAAAAGACUCGAGGAAAUGGCCCGUUUGCUGGAAAUCAUACGAAACAUGCAACGUCUUCUUGCUACCAAAUUUAAAAAAUCUGUUACACGAAUGGGGGAGAGUUUGAAGCCAUUGGAAUUUAUGGAUUCAGAGUUAUCACAGGAUGAUUCCACACAUGUUUCUUCAAUGGAAACAACAAAUGAGCAGGAAACAACCAAUGGUUUGAUGUCGGUUGACUCAGUUGACUCUAGAUUCUAUUCAGAGCUGGAGAGAUCUGUUUCUCAAGUAGAAACAAGAGCUAUUCCAUUUGAAAAUCCUAAGGAUAUGAUUGCACGUUGGGAACAUUUAGACCAAAAAAAUGUUGUGAAAGAUGCUUUACUUUCUGGGCGUCUUCCAUUAGCAGUUCUUAAAUUGCAUCUUCAUAAUCAAGAAGGUAUGGAUGGUAACAAUGAGCCUCACAAUACUUUUGAGAAAGUCCGUGAUAUUGGAAGGGCUAUUGCUUAUGAUCUGUUUCUAAAGGGUGAAACUGAAGUUGGUGUAGCCACACUGCAAAAACUAGGAGAGGAUGUGGAAAGUUGCCUAAGGCAUCUGGUUUUUGGCACUGUUAGGAGAUCUCUUCGAAACCAAAUAACUGAAGUGAUGAGAAGUCAGGGGUAUUUUGGACCAUACGAGUCAAAGAUAUUGGAAGGGUUAUCAUUUGUUGAGAGGGUCUACUCAUGCAGUAGUUUUCACACAACAUUUCUUUCCCGGCAAAAGGACUUAAUUGUCAAUUCACCAGAAGACAUCAAGCUGCCUGUGUUGCAUAUACUAUCUAACAACCUUACUAUUGAAUGUGGGGAAGUUGAUGGAGCUGUUUUAGGUUUAUGGAGAGAUGUGAGCAAAUAUUCAGAGAUUCCUGUGGUUGAUGAUGAUGACACUCAUGCUUGUUAUUGGGCUUCUGCUGCAGUCUGGUCUGAUGCUUGGGAUCAGAGAACCAUAGAUCGUAUAGUGUUAGACAGGCUUUCUCUUGUUGAUUUUGAUGUAUCAUGGGAGUCACAAUUUGAGUACCACAUAAGUCACAGUAAUUGGGAGGAAGCUUCUAGACUCAUUGACAUAAUUCCAUCAUACUCAUCACAACAUGGAAACCUUCGAAUCAGUUUAGAUGGUUUACCAAGUGCUUCUACUGAAGCCAAAACCGAUUUCAAUGAUUAUGGAAACUACAUAUAUUCUAUACAAGACUUAGAUGCUGUGUGCAUGGAUGUCCAAGAUAUAAAAAUACUAAGGUUCCCAUCGAUUAAUACAUCCUCCAUGUGGCUAAAAUCACUUGUGGAAUCACAUCUUGCUAAAAAAUUCAUAUUUCUUAAAGAAUUCUGGGAUGGCACUGAGGAAAUUGUAUGUCUUCUCGCAAAGUCAAACUUUGUCACAAAUUCCAGUGAUGCAGCUUCUGUUGACCAGUCAACAGGAGGAGAUUCGACAGAUCUUUAUUUCCCAAAUAUUGAUAAAGACAUGAGUGGUGGUUGUUUCCAGGGUCUUCAUAAGCUUUUUCUGCACCAUUGUAUUCAACAUAACUUGCCACACCUACUUGAUCUUUACCUUGAUCACCAUAAGUUGGGUACAGAUCGUGAACUUCUUUCUGCCUUGCUAGAAGCUGCUGGAGAUUGUCAAUGGGCAAAAUGGUUGGUGUUAUCAAGGGUUAAAGGGAACGAAUACGAGGCAUCAUUCUCAAAUGCUAGGUCAAUUGCAUCACGUCCUGGGAAUCUGGAAAUAGAGGAGGAUAUAAUUCAUACAGUUGAUGACAUUGCUGAAGGAGCAGGAGAAAUGGCAGCAAUAGCAACAUUGAUAUACGCACCUCUUCCUAUUCAAGACUGUUUAAGCACUGGUAGUGUAAAUAGAAACCGCAGCUCUUCAGCUCAAUGUACUUUAGAAAAUCUAAGGCCAGCCAUGCAACGAUUUCCUACACUAUGGCGCACGUUAGUUGCAGUGUGUUUCGGACAAGAUCCUACUUCCAACUAUUUUACCUCCAGAUCAAAAGCAUUCAGAAAUUCUGCUUUAUCAGACUAUCUUAAUUGGCGUGACAAUAUCUUUUACUCUGCUGGACAUGAUACUUCACUUGAACAAAUGCUCCCUGGAUGGUUCUCUAAGGCUGUCCGCAGACUUGUUCAGCUUUAUGUGCAGGGUCCUCUUGGUGGGCAAUCUGUACCGGGGUUACAAGUGGAAGAAUCUUAUCUUCUUAGAGAUAUUGAUUAUGAAGAUAAUGGUAAUGAACAAUCAAAGAUCAGCACAUUGUCUUGGGAAGCUGCUAUCCAUAGGCAUGUAGAGGAACUAUAUGGGCCUUCAGCAGAGGGAUCAAGACUUGGACAUGAGCAUCACCUACACCGUGGACGCCCCUUGGCGGCUUUUAUACAUCUCCUUUCUUUAAGACUAAAAAAACUGAAAUUGGAAUUUGAGACACGCAGAAUGCAGUCAGAUGUAAACGGGCAAUCAAAUAUUCAAUCUGAUGUCCACACUCUACUUUCUCCAAUAACACAAGAGGAAGAAUCUCUUCUUUCAUCUGUUAUGCCCCUUGCAGUCAUGCAUUUUGAGGAUUCCGUAUUAGUGGCUUCCUGUGCUUUUCUUUUGGAGCUUUGUGGCAUAUCUCCUACUAUGCUUCAAGUGGACAUUUCUGCCCUCAGGCGGAUAUCUUCCUUCUUUAAAUCUAUUGAUCAAAAUCUUGAAGGCGAUAUUAGUGGAUCUCUUGCCCGAGCAUUGGCUGAAUACUAUUUGAAAAAUUACAACACUGGCAGUGGCGUUGUCAAGGAAAAAGAUAAUAAUAGUAAACAAAAACAAGCCACUCGAGCACUUGUGAUUGUCCUUCAGAAUUUGGAAAAAGCAAGUCUUCCAUCAAUGGAUACUACUGGAGAUACAUGUGGAUCUUGGCUAAUGACUGGAAAUGGUGAUGGAACAGAAUUGAGAUCACAACAGAAAGCUGCAAGUCAACACUGGAGUUUAGUUACUGAAUUUUGUAGAAUGCAUCAGAUAUCCAUCAGCACUAAAUAUCUUACUGUGUUAGCUAAAGACAAUGACUGGGUUGGGUUUUUGUCAGAGGCUCAGAUCGAAGGGCAACCUUUUGACACCGUAUUCCAAGUGGCUUCAAAGGAGUUCAGUGAUCCAUGUUUAAAGGUUCACAUUUCAACAGUUCUUAAAGGAAUGCAGUCAAAGAAAAACUCCCCUUCAUCUUCAAACUUCAAUAACCCGAACAAAAAGAAUGAAUCUUCUUCCUUCCUGGAUGAUAACAUUAACAAUUACAUUCCUGUUGAACUUUUUGGUAUAAUAGCUGAUUGUGAGAAGCAGAAAAACCCUGGAGAGACUCUCUUGUUAAAAGCAAAAGAUUUGUGCUGGUCAGUUUUAGCAAUGGUUGCUUCAUGUUUUCCAGAUGUCUCUCCUUUAUGCUGCCUCACUGUUUGGCUAGAGAUUACAGCAGCAAGGGAGACAACAUCCAUUAAAGUGAACGACAUUGCUUCCCAAAUAUCUACAAAUGUUGCAGCAGCUGUGGAGGCUAACAAUUUCUUACCAGUAACUGCUAGAGCCCAAACACUUCAUUACAACCGCCGGAAUCCCAAACGAAGGCGGCUUAUGGAUUCCAUUCCGGUUGACACAUUAACUUCAAAGGAUUCUGAUGUAUCUACUGCUUCCAGUAGCAUAUUUCUUGAUCAAGGAAUUAUUUUUGGAGGCGAAAACAAAGAAAUGGCUGAUGAAAAUAAAGUUUCAACCGAAUCUGAUAAAGUACUCGAUUCUUUAUCUAAAAUGGUGGCAGUGCUUUGUGAGCAACGUCUCUUUCUUCCUUUGCUAAGAGCUUUUGAAAUGUUUCUCCCUUCAUGUGCCCUACUUCCCUUCAUCCGUGCUCUUCAGGCAUUCUCUCAGAUGCGUCUAUCAGAAGCUUCUGUUCAUCUAGGAUCCUUUUCAGCAAGAAUCAAAGAAGAGCAUUUGAACAUGCAAAGAGACGGGUGUAUGAACACUUCAUGGGUGAGUUCAAUUGCUGAGAAAGCUUCUGACUCCAUGCUUAUGACAUGUCCAUCACCUUAUGAAAAAAGAUGCUUAUUGCAACUAUUAUCCGCUACUGAUUUUGGCGAUGGGGGAUCUGCCAUGGCACACUACCGGAGGCUGUAUUGGAAGAUUAAUUUAGCAGAGCCUUUGUUACGAAAAGAUGAUGUGUUACAUUUAGGGAAUGAAACUUUGGAUGAUGCUUCACUUUUAACUGCACUAGAAGAAAAUGGACACUGGGAACAGGCGCGUAAUUGGACAAAACAGUUGGAGGCAACUGGUGGGCCAUGGAAGUCAGCUGUACACCAUGUCACUGAAACACAGGCUGAAUCAAUGGUGGCAGAGUGGAAAGAGUUUCUUUGGGAUGUUCCGGAGGAAAGGGUUGCAUUGUGGGGUCACUGCCAGAUGCUUUUUCUCAGAUAUUCUUUUCCUCCAUUACAGGCUGGAUUAUUCUUCCUGAAACAUGCAGAAGCUGUAGACAAAGAUCUUCCACCAAAGGAACUACAUGAAUUGUUGCUUCUUUCUCUCCAGUGGUUAAGUGGGACAAUAACUCAAACUCCUCCAGUUUAUCCAUUGCAUCUUCUUCGGGAACUUGAAACAAGAGUCUGGCUUCUAGCAGUAGAAUCAGAAGCUGAGGUCAAAACUGAAGGAGAGUUGACCCUAAAUAGUCAAAGUAGGGAAACUGGAUAUGGAAAUGGAAAGGGAUCAAGUAUUGUAGACCAUACUGCAAGCAUCGUAUCAAAAAUGGACAAUCAUAUUAACACAAUCAAGACUAGAAAUGACAGGGGUGGUCCACAGGUCAUAGAUAAGUCAAAACGUAGAGCUAAAGGCAUUGUGACAUCAAGAAAGGCUUUUGUUGAUGUUGAAAAAGCUGCUGAGGUUUCUUUGGACACAGAAGAAAAUUUAUCUUUUUCAAGAUGGGAGGAAAGUAUUGGGCCCGCUGAGCUGGAAAGGGCGGUUUUGUCUUUGUUGGAAUUUGGACAAAUCACAGCUGCUCGACAGCUUCAACAUAAGCUAUCUCCUUCACAUUUUCCUUCAGAAUUUGUUCUUGUGGAUGCAGCUUUGAAACUUGCUGAGAUCUCAACUCCUGGAAACAAAGUAGCAAUUUCCAUGUUGGAUGAUGAUGUGCGUUCUGUAAUUCAGUCACAUAAUCUGCCAACUCACCAUCAAUUUAUUGAUCCUAUUCAGGUAUUGGAGAGUUUGACAGGCUUCUUUGUAGAUGGAAGAGGACGUGGGUUAUGUAAAAGAUUGGUCUCUGUUGUAAAAGCUGCAAAUGUGUUGGGUGUUACAUUUUCAGAGGCAUUUGAUAAACAUCCAAUUGAACUCCUACAACUUCUUUCUCUCAAAGCACAAGAUUCUUACGAGGAAGCUCAUCUUUUAAUUCAAACUCAUUCCAUGCCAGCUGCUAGUAUUGCUCAGAUUCUUGCAGAAUCCUUUUUGAAGGGAUUAUUAGCUGCACAUCGUGGUGGAUAUAUGGAUUCUCAAAAAGAGGAAGGCCCUGCUCCUUUGUUAUGGAGAUUUUCAGAUUUUUUGAAAUGGGCUGAGCUGUGUCCUUCAGAAUCAGAAAUUGGUCAUGCUUUGAUGCGUUUAGUGAUUACAGGACAGGAAAUACCACAUGCCUGUGAGGUUGAGCUGCUAAUUCUGUCGCACCAUUUCUACAAAUCAUCAGCUUGCCUGGAUGGUGUUGAUGUUCUUGUAGCCCUGGCAGCAACAAGAGUGGAUGCUUACGUGUCAGAAGGCGACUUCGCAUGUUUGGCUCGCCUAAUAACCGGAGUUGGAAACUUCCAUGCCCUUAAUUUCAUACUUGGAAUCCUUAUCGAAAACGGACAGCUGGAACUUCUUCUUCAAAAAUACUCCGCCGCAGCCGACACUCACACCGGAACCGCCCAGGCCGUUCGCGGUUUCCGCAUGGCCGUCCUUACAUCACUCAAGCAAUUUAACCCCAAAGAUCUCGAUUCUUUCGCUAUGGUGUACAAUCACUUUGACAUGAAGCACGAAACAGCAUCACUCCUGGAAUCACGAGCCGAACAAUCAUACCAAAUGUGGUUCCUCCGUUACAACAAAGACCACACGGAAGACCUUCUGGAAUCCAUGCGGUACUUCAUCGAAGCCGCGCAAGUCCACUCCUCCAUAGACGCGGGAAACAAAACCCGCGCCGCCUGCGCCAGCGCAUCACUCGUUUCCCUCCAAAUCCGCAUGCCAGACUUCCAAUGGCUGUCGCUCUCCGCCACCAAAGCCCGCCGCGCCUUGGUGGACCAGUCCCGCUUCCAGGAAGCAUUAAUUGUGGCGGAAGCCUACAACCUCAACCAGCCCGGCGAGUGGGCCCUCGUGCUCUGGAACCAGAUGUUGAAACCGGAGUUGACCGAACAGUUUGUGGCGGAGUUUGUGGCGGUGUUGCCGCUCCACCCCACCAUGCUGGUGGAGAUCGCCAGGUUUUAUAGGGCGGAGGUGGCGGCGCGUGGGGACCAGUCGCAGUUUUCGGUUUGGUUGACAGGUGGCGGGUUGCCGGCUGAGUGGGCCAAGUAUUUGGAGAGGUCGUUUAGGUGUUUGUUGAAGAGGACUAGGGAUUUGAGGUUGAGGUUACAGCUGGCCACGGUUGCCACCGGGUUUAGUGAUGUCAUUGAUGGGUGUUUGAAAGCAUUGGAUCGGGUUCCGGAUAAUGGUGGGCCCCUUGUGUUGAGGAAAGGCCAUGGUGGGGCCUACCUUCCUCUAAUGUAAACCUAAGUGCAAUGUUUCUCAUGAUUGAUUUUUGUGUUGUUUUUGGUUUGAGGGGCUGUGUUUAUUUAUUUGUACUUAUUUUUUUUUUGUAGCAAAUGUAGAUUUGAGAAAUGAGAUGUAUAAUGAUAUAUAUAGGCUGGGUGUAGAAAACUUGAAAAGAUACACAAUUUUAGGGUUCCACAUCAAUAUAGAAAUGUUCAAUAUACCACUUUUUAUUUUUCUUUAAA
Lactuca saligna is the source of this 9146-nucleotide messenger RNA. Lineage: Eukaryota; Viridiplantae; Streptophyta; Magnoliopsida; Asterales; Asteraceae. The record is from the annotation of a GenBank genome assembly.